Messenger RNA from Phytomonas sp. Hart1, 1035 nucleotides. The record is from the annotation of a GenBank genome assembly. Lineage: Eukaryota; Euglenozoa; Kinetoplastea; Trypanosomatida; Trypanosomatidae.
AUGGCGGGGCUUUUCGCGCGACUUUUCCCGCCCGUGGUGGGGCGGGUUCAGCGGCUGUACUCGGCCUCGCCCUGGCGCCGCGCGGCGGUGGUUCGCGAGGCCGUCGCGCAGUUCCUCCAGCAGAUGAUCCACCUCCUGCCCGGGGAGCACUUGAUUGGGUUGUGCGAGGACUACACCGCCUGCAGUUUGCGCGCGAUGGAGACGGUGCAGGAGCUGGGGAAGUUGGUGCGGCUUCUGGACCAGCUGGUGAACAAAAUCGGCGCGCGAGGGGUCGCCGCGAGCGCGCGGGUGCUGCCGAUGGUGUGGGAUAAAAUCCUCUCCGCCGGCGCCCUCAGCGCGGGGUCGCCGGUGGUGCAAAUGGGGGUCGUCAGCGAGAGCGCCCGCGAGACGAUCGAGGUCUACCGCCACUUCUUUCACUUGUUGUGUAGUAUCGGCAGCUGGGGCUGCGCGCCGGCGCUGCUGUUGCUGCCGCCGCCUUAUUUAGACUCGAUGCUCGCCCAGCUGUCGUGCGCGAUUUUGGCCCCGGCCGAGGUGGAGCUGCCGAAAUUCGCCCUGCAGGCGCUCGCCCGGCUAAGCCAGGAGCUCCUCGCGGGCCCGGGCGUGGAGGGGCUUUCGCUCGACCCCGACGCCGCCGCGACGUUUGCGGCGAACCGGCGGUACUUUCGGGCGUGUUUGCUCGAGCGCGUCCUGCCCGCCACCCUGCAGGCGGUUCUCCGCCCGGGCUUCAACCUCGGCGAUGCGAAGAACUUCAUCCUGAUCGGCGAGGUCGGGCAGUUCCUCAAGGCGCUCUGCGCCGAGCCCUUCGGCGAGGACGCCACUGCGCUCUCCGAUGCCGCCCUGCAGGCGAUUUAUAAGGGACUCAAAGGGCACUGCCAGGCCAGCCCCAUCAAAAAUGGCUUCUCAAGCGCGGGGCCCCCUACGGAGGAUCCUAUCAUGGCGUUUUGUAUUCUUUUACGGGAAAAACCCCGGUUUAACUCCGCGCUUAAACAUCAACUGCGCACGUUGUUAGCGGCAGGGCAGCAGGCGGCGUUUUAA